AUGCUAAUCGGUGAAAAGUGUGACCGCUUAAGCCCUGUCUGCUCGAGAUGCGAGCGAGGGCGUCGUGAUUGCGUUUACCCCGACAUGUUCGAUUCGGCACAUAGAGACCAACGCGUCGUCGCAAAGGCCUCCGCUGAAACCAAGUGGAGACAGCGAGUCGGUAACCCGUCAGCCACGCAGACACAGCCCGACCGGGAUGGCAAGCCAAACUUCGACCCCCUUCUCGGUGCCCCACAUGUAGGGCUGCGCGAUAAUUUGCAUGACUUGGCGUACCAACGUUUCGUGUAUGACUUUUUGACGCCCUCCGGGUUCCAUUCCCCUGCCAAAGGAACUUUCUCAAGACUCGACACUUUAUAUUCUCGAGCACCACCAGAUUCAUGUUUGUUCUGUGCGGUCACUGCAGUCUCAUACGCAAAUUUCUAUGGCAGACUUAAGUCCGAAGAAGCGAGACUUGCCAGUGGUGUUUACUAUGGGAAAACACUGCAAAAGCUUACAGCGCUAAUGGAUACGAAUCCAACAGGCUUCACUGGCGAUGGGAUUCUGGUCGUCAUGCUAGUCCUGGGCUUGUACGAGACAUUGGCCUCGACGCGACGCGACGGAACUUGGAUCACCCAUAUGCGUGGCACUCAGUCGAUUAUUGCGAGCAGAGAUAAAAGUUCAAAUGAGGGUAACGGCAUAGUGGCAUCACUCUGCUUGCACUUGCUCGUUUAUUAUAUCAGCGAAAGGGUAUCGCCUCCGUUGUAUUUUCACCAAUGGAUCGCCCAAGUUCCACCAUCCUUCGGCAACAAAGCAACGCUAUCAAAAUAUAUGGCCGAGGUAGCCACGCGCUGCGCGAAACUGAAGGAGAUUGACAAGAUGAGUGGAUUUCUGCCACAAGAUUCAGGCCUUCUGGACGCUGCCCUGUCUCUCGAUGCCCAACUCCAGACGUGGGCGUCGCACAUGCCUGAAAGUCGGUCAUCGACAAUGCUACCAGUCAAUCCGACGGAGUAUCCACCUUGGGCAUCAGAAUUAUUCUCAUUGCCGGGUGCGCCAAAGAUGACGGAAGCAUUUUCAGACCCUCUGGCUGCUAGCGACUGGAACAUGUAUCGGGCUACCCGCAUACAGCUGAAUCUUUCUUUGUUGGCCUCACUGGAUGCGUUCCCACAAUGCGCCGACGUAUUCUACGCGACGCGGCUUAAAUCCCGAGUGCUGGACAACAUCUACACACUUUCAAGUGAAAUAACAAGCUCUGUCCCACACUUGCUUUUGAGCACGCGUGAGCCGACUUCAUCCUACCCUCAAUCAACGGAAGCGAUACAUGGGCUACGGGGAUGGACCGUUAUGUGGCCCGUUUCCAUAGCAUUUUCGUGCUAUAGGAAUGGCUCAAUCCCAGACCUCGAUUCACAAAAGGAAUGGCUCGGUACUGUGCUGCGAUUUCUACGGGACAGUAUGGGGAUAGGUAAAGCACAGGCAUUUUUGGAGGCUUACGGUUGA
Messenger RNA from Penicillium brevicompactum, 1473 nucleotides. RefSeq names its product Zn(II)2Cys6 transcription factor. The coding region runs from base 1 to 1473 and encodes 490 amino acids. The transcript has 3 exons. The record is from RefSeq and is a predicted model, not a curated record. NCBI's taxonomy places the organism in Eukaryota, Fungi, Ascomycota, Eurotiomycetes, Eurotiales, Aspergillaceae. Gene Ontology annotation, molecular function: zinc ion binding; DNA-binding transcription factor activity, RNA polymerase II-specific. Gene Ontology annotation, biological process: regulation of DNA-templated transcription.